AUGAUAUCUCAGGAGAACUUGUAUAACAUCACAAUCUCACGAGAAAGAGUAAAGCAUCACACAAUCUCACGAGAAAGAGUACAGCAUCACACAAUCUCACGAGAAAGAGUAAAGCAUCCCACAAUCUCACAAGAAAGAGUACAGCAUCUCACAAGAAAGAGUACAGCAUCCCACAAUCUCACAAGAAAGAGUAAAGCAUCCCACAAUCUCACGAGAAAGAGUAAAGCAUCCCACAAUCUCACGAGAAAGAGUAAAGCAUCACACAAUCUCACGAGAAAGAGUAAAGCAUCACACAAUCUCACGAGAAAGAAUAAAACAUCACACAAUCUCACAAGAAAGAGUACAGCAUCACGCAAUCUCACAAGAAAGAGUAAAGCAUCACACAAUCUCACGAGAAAGAGUACAGCAUCCCACAAUCUCACGAGAAAGAGUAUAGGAUCACACAAUCUCACGAGAAAGAGUAAAGCAUCACACAAUCUCACGAGAAAGAGUAAAGCAUCACACAAUCUCACGAGAAAGAGUACAGCAUCACACAAUCUCACGAGAAAGAGUAUAGCAUCCCACAAUCUCACGAGAAAGAGUAAAGCAUCCCACAAUCUCACAAGAAAGAGUAAAGCAUCCAACAAUCUCACAAGAAAGAGUACAGCAUCACACCAUCUCACAAGAAAGAGUAAAGCAUCCCACAAUCUCACGAGAAAGAGUACAGCAUCCCACAAUCUCACGAGAAAGAGUAAAGCAUCCAACAAUCUCACGAGAAAGAGUAAAGCAUCGCACAAUCUCACGAGAAAGAGUAAAGUAUCUCACAAUCUCACGAGAAAGAGUACAGCAUCUCACAAUCUCACGAAAAAGUGUACACAAUCUCACGAGAAAGAAAAGAGUAAAGCAUCCCACAAUCUCACGAGAAAGAGUAAAGCAUCCAACAAUCUCACAAGAAAGAGUAAAGCAUCACACAAUCUCACAAGAAAGAGUAAAGCAUCCCACAAUCUCACGAGAAAGAGUAAAGCAUCACACAAUCUCACGAGAAAGAGUAAAGCAUCACACAAUCUCACGAGAAAGAAUAAAACAUCACACAAUCUCACAAGAAAGAGUACAGCAUCACGCAAUCUCACGAGAAAGAGUACAGCAUCCCACAAUCUCACAAGAAAGAGUAAAGCAUCACACAAUCUCACGAGAAAGAGUAUAGGAUCACACAAUCUCACAAGAAAGAGUAAAGCAUCACACAAUCUCACGAGAAAGAGUAAAGCAUCACAAAAUCUCACGAGAAAGAGUAAAGCAUCACACAAUCUCACGAGAAAGAGUAUAGGAUCACACAAUCUCACGAGAAAGAGUAAAGCAUCACACAAUCUCACGAGAAAGAGUAAAGCAUCACACAAUCUCACGAGAAAGAGUACAGCAUCACACAAUCUCACGAGAAAGAGUAUAGCAUCCCACAAUCUCACGAGAAAGAGUAAAGCAUCCCACAAUCUCACAAGAAAGAGUAAAGCAUCCAACAAUCUCACAAGAAAGAGUACAGCAUCACACAAUCUCACGAGAAAGAGUAUAGCAUCUCACAAUCUCACGAGAAAGAGUACAGCAUCCCACAAUCUCACGAGAAAGAGUACAGCAUCCCACAAUCUCACGAGAAAGAGUAAAGCAUCCCACAAUCUCACGAGAAAGAGUAAAGCAUCGCACAAUCUCACGAGAAAGAGUAAAGCAUCACACAAUCUCACGAAAAAGUGUACACAAUCUCACGAGAAAGAGUAA
This is a messenger RNA of Pecten maximus, 1743 nucleotides long. RefSeq lists its product as uncharacterized. Lineage: Eukaryota; Metazoa; Mollusca; Bivalvia; Pectinida; Pectinidae. The record is from RefSeq and is a predicted model, not a curated record. The transcript is spliced from 2 exons. The coding region runs from base 1 to 1743 and encodes 580 amino acids.